Cherax quadricarinatus is the source of this 4558-nucleotide messenger RNA. RefSeq names its product zinc finger protein 84-like. The record is from RefSeq and is a predicted model, not a curated record. NCBI's taxonomy places the organism in Eukaryota, Metazoa, Arthropoda, Malacostraca, Decapoda, Parastacidae.
AUCUUCUGGCCCUAUAAACCCCCAACAAUGGGAAGAUAUUUAUCCAAGAUCAAUUUUUCCAUGUAUUUCUCCACUAAUUGAGGUGGAAGUGAGCAGUGUGAGGCAAGGUGUGCCUCGACUGAUGACAGAGUAAUGUUCUGAUGAACCCAUCGUAAGUCAAAAAUAUCCUAGUUUAUGGAUCAUCCUGCCAUCCGGAUACUUCUGUUCUCAAGUUCUUUAAGAACCUUUUAUAGACAUAUCUUCAGCAGUUGCUGAACUUAUCCUGAUUUUAGUUUUGAAACUGGCAAAGUAAUACUGAGUUGACAGCCUAGUCUCUAUUGUAGUGAAUUCUCAUUGUUAAAUCAUGUCAGUUUAUGGAGAAUCCCAAAUGAUUAGUGGUUUAGGCUCGCCAGGAAACUCAAACUUGGAAACACACGAGAGUGUUGACACUAACAGUAAACCAUAUCAGUGUUCUGAGUGUCUGAAAAAUUUUUAGCCUUAAAUACAGUCUUGUAUUGCAUAUGCGAUUUCAUUCUGAUGGUCAGCCAUACCAGUGUACCAAGUCUUUAAAAUGUUUUAAAUAUAAGCAAAAGCUUAAAACACACAUAAGAUUUCUUACUAAAGAAAAAUCGUAUCAGUGUUCACAUUGUCAGAAGUGCUGUAAUUCAAAAUGGAAUCUCAUAGCACACAUGCGUGUUCACACUGGAGAGAAACCAUACAAGUGUUCAGUGUGUGGGAAAUGUUUCGGCCAUAACCGCUCUCUUGUAACACACAUGCGAUUUCACACAGGAGAUAAGCCUUUUCAGUGCUCUGUGUGUCUAAAAAGGUUCAGACAAAAAGGCUCCCUUGUAGCACAUAUGAGGAUUCACACUGGAGAUAAGCCUUUUCAGUGUCCAGAGUGUCUAAUGCGUUUUAGUGUAAAAUGCACUCUUGUAAAACACAUGCGGGCUCACACUGGUGAAAAGCCUUAUCAGUGUACAAAGUGUCUGAAAUAUUUUACCCAAAAAAAUGGCCUGUUAACACACAUGAGGAUCCAUACAGGAGACAAGCCAUUUCCAUGUACAGAGUGUUUGAAAUGUUUCAGUGACAAAAGUACUCUUAUAAAACACAUGCAUACUCAUUCAGGAUAUAAACCUUAUCAGUGUCCAGAGUGUACACAGUGUUUUACCAUAAAGGGCAAUCUUGUGGUUCACAUGAGAGUUCACACUGGUGAUUCUCCAUUUAAAUGUUCUGAGUGUGUGAAAUGUUUUAAACAGAAAAGUGCCCUUGAAUCUCAUAUGCGCAUUCAUACAGGAAAUAAACCAUUUAAAUGUUCUGAGUGUACUACAUGUUUCAGCCAUAAACAUAGUUUAGUGACACACAUGCGUAUUCAUACUGGUGAUAAACCAUACAAGUGUUCCGAAUGUUUGAAGUCUUUCAGACAAAGAAGUAAUCUUAAAACCCACAUGAGAGUUCAUUCAGGUGAAAAACCUUUUGAAUGUUUGCAGUGUCAUAAACAUUUUACUGUAAAAGGAAGUCUUAUAAAACAUGAAAGAAUUCACACAAGAGUUAAACCAUAUGAGUGUUCAGAUUGUCAGAAAUGUUUUAGUGUUAAAAGUAGUCUUGUAAACCACAAGCGAAUUCACACAGGAGAUAAACCAUACCAGUGCCCAGAAUGUGGGAAAUGUUUUAACCAAAAUUGCAAUCUGGGAACACACAUGCGUAGUCAUUCAGUUGUUGAAUGUUUAAAGAAUGUGAAAUAUUUAGUGAAAAAGGCAGCAUAAUAAAGCAUGAGUAUAUUUGAUGUAUAUGAGAGAAUCCAUGUUAGUAGUCAUUGAAUAUAAGUUUGUGUAUGCUGGGAUUAAAGUGUCACAGACACUUAUGAAAUGUAAAAUAAAACCAAACAAACAACUAUAUUUUUAGAGUGGGGUACUAUACAAUACAGUAGACUGUUAUAUUACAUAGAUUUAUUUGCCACAUUUUGGUUAUUAUACUAUUGAAAAAUUGCGGCAUAUUUUUAUACACUUCGUAAAAUUAACCUAACACAGUUCUGUUUGUGGACGGGGAAAAAAUUUGGAGAGUUCCCUGUGGGAUAUUUCGCCAGCUCAGGCCGCUGCCUGACUGUGGGUCGGACCAUUGUCUCUGGGUGGGGGAGAUCUACAGCCAUCCCGGACACUCCGGCCAACCUCAUCCUGGCCUUCAUGCAUAUGCUUUUAGUAUGAUUCUCUCCUAGGAGUUACCUGUGUCUGUGAAUUGUGUUUUGAUCUUUCAAUUGCCGUAUCUUGUCUCUACCAAGCAGUCAUGGCACCCAUUAGGCAUGCGAGUGUUACUGAAAGUGGCAAGAUAUUGGACAAGCUUAAGAGUGGCUAACGUUUGAUGGAUAUAGUGAGAGUCUAUGGCAUUAAUGAAGUGUCACUCUGUGUAAUUAAAAAGAAUGAGGUAAAUAUAUGCAUUUAUGUAAUGAAUUACUCAGGAUGUCAUCUCACUCACUGACUUUAUUGACUGACUGACUAACUUACUGACUUGCCUCUUACUGACUGACUUACGUGACUAUCUUACCUCAAACAUCCACCUCAGCCCAGUAGGGCCACAGCAUAACUUUCCAUUUUCUUCACAAUCAUCAACAAAUACCAGCAACCACAAUUUAAGGUAAGCAAUAUUAUUAUUUCUGUUGCAUUUGUAGUCUUAAGCAUAACAUAAUUCAUGACAAUGAACAACAAUUAUGUAUUCACUUUUAUUUUUGUAAGAUCUAGAGGUCUAAAAAAAAAAAAAAAGUUGUUUGGCUUUUUUGGGGCUCCCAGGAACGUAACCCUAUUUUUCCCAUAAAUUCUUCAGUUAUUUAACACGGAGUUUCCUAACACGGGUUUUUCAGGAAUGUAACUACUGUGUAAUGUAAUGUCUGCUGUACAUAAGUAAUUAUACAGUAUACAAUUAUGUUAAUUGACAUGUAUAAACUACUUUAUAGAAAACCCCUUGUUAUCCAAGGCAUUUUGGGCAACGUUAAAACAAACUUACAAUUACUAGACAGUGAGACACAUUGCACAUAAGAAUGAAAAAUGCUUAGUGCAUUUUAUUUUGAAGGUAUUCAGUGAUUCAAUAAAAAAUCUAAUCAAAGAUACAUUAAGGACGAAGUUAGGUGCCUGAAUUGAAACCAAAAUGCCUAGUAAUAAAUGAAAAUUGAAGGAAGGAUAGAACAAGAACAGCAACAAUAUUGGAUGAAGGACAGGGUCUCGGGAUUUAUUCAGCAUAAUAUAAUUGUAUUAAAACUAAGAUAAAUGAGAGAGAGAGUAACUAGAGGUGUGGAUGCCUUCCUCUCAGUCAUCUUGUGAGGUGCAUAAUAGUAUUACAGUGUUACGUAAUGGUUUCAGAAAAUGGGCCUCAAUUUGAUAGUAACUUGCCAAGUUACAGUGGUAUAGAAUUAUUUGCAAGUUUAUGAUCUGGGUAGAGUUGUAAUUAGUUGUUUAUAAAGACAUGAAAUGGGUCACUAACAUUACAGUGUAAUUUAUAUGUGAUUAUGAAUCAAUUUUUUAGCAAGGUAUAGGUGAAUUUAGACAAGUUAGAGUGGUUAUGAGUUACAGUAGGCAGAGUCAGAAUAAUUUUCAAGAAUGGGUGGUAAUAUUUUUUUUUUUUUAAUUUUUGAGCGACUUGUUUCUAAAUUCACUUAUUUUCUGGGAGUAGAAAGACUCUGAGCUCAUAAAGGUUUAUUAAAGGUAUUAACCCUUUCAGGGUCCAAACCGUAGUUCUAUGACAUGAGCUCAGCUCACUCAGAUAAGCUGUGAGCGGUAAAUUAUGGCCUGGAUGUGAGAGAAUACAUCUAUGUGGUAUGUGUGCACCACAUAAAACAAAUCCUGCAGCGCACAGUGCAUAAUGAGAGAAAAAAACUUAGACUGUAAUUUUGGAUUAAAACGGCGACUUUGCAGUGUUUUUUCAUGUGUGUUUUAUAGUUGUAUUUGCAAUUUCUUGAUCUCAUUUGAUAGAAUGGAAGAUAUAUUACAGAAAUACAGAUGACUUUUAUUGGUUUUAGUACUGAAAAUGGUGUGAAACUGAGCUCAAAAUAGCAGAAAUGUUAAAUUUUUUGCCGAUGAUCAAGAGUAAACAGAUCACGUCACUCGUCCAAUACACAUCAGCUGAUGGGUCUUAUGUGCAUUCACAAAUGCACGGAUAUUAUUUAUACAAUUAUUACAAUAUAGCAUAACAGUAAAUCUUCCAUUUUUUAUUUGCAUAAAAAUUCAUUAUUUUAAUAAAAUAUCAAAGUGGAAUUCAUUUGUAAAGCCUGAAAAUGUAACUAAUGAACAGAGAAAAUGUUAGUUUAGUGUCAGGAAUGCCUGCAUUGUUUAUGCUGGACCCUAUUUUGAAAUAGGAAUAUUUUGAACUUUGUGAUAAACUGGCCAAAUUACUAAUUUCUGAUCACUUUAUUGGGUAGUUGAAACAGUUGACUUUGUGAUUUCUUGUGCUCAAUCGAUAAAAUAGAAGUAAUACUAGCGAAAUGACUAAGAAUUUGGUCGACUGGAAUAAUGUAAUUGGCCUAAAAUGGGAGUCAAAAUUGACAAAAUCGCUGAUGCGUAAAUAUCGCUGAUGCAUCAAAAUUCUCGAGAGCACA